Molecule: messenger RNA, 876 nt
Organism: Aspergillus nidulans FGSC A4
Lineage: Eukaryota; Fungi; Ascomycota; Eurotiomycetes; Eurotiales; Aspergillaceae
Product: dienelactone hydrolase family protein
Exons: 4
Coding region: 69-806 (245 amino acids)
Molecular function (GO): hydrolase activity
Source: RefSeq, a predicted model, not a curated record
CUCAUUAUCAACUUGUUAUCUGCACUUUGUUGUUCUUAUAUAUAUAAAUCUCCCCCCAUUCAAUCAAAAUGGCCUCUAACCCACCUGGAGCCUGCUGCGCCUCCGGAUUCCGGCACGAAGGCAACCCCGUCGGCGAGAUCAAGAACGUCAACGGCACCGAUACUUACAUCGUCUACCCCAAGGACAACAAGAGCCCCGAAAAGGCCAUCAUCAUCCUUUCUGACAUCUUCGGCAUCUACGUCAACGCUCAGCUCCUCGCCGACGAGUUCGCCGAGAAUGGAUACCUAGCCGUUCUCCCUGACCUUUUCCGUGGAGACGCGAUCAAGCUCAGCGACAUGGAGUCCGGCAGGGCCAACCUCCCUGAAUGGCUACCUAAACACCAGACCCCGGUCGUCGACCCUAUUGUCGAGGCUACCAUUAAAUACGUCCGCGGGGACCUCGGCGUCAAGCGCGUUGCUGGUGUUGGAUACUGCUUCGGUGGAAAGUACGUCUGCCGCUUCUUGAAGCCCGGCAAGCUCGAUGUCGGCUACACCGCUCACCCGUCUUUCGUCACCGAGGAGGAGCUUGCAGCCAUUGCUGGUCCUCUUUCCAUCUGUGCUUCUGAAAUCGAUCAGAUCUUCACCACAGAGCUUCGUCACAAGUCCGAGGAAAUCCUCAUCAAGACCGGCCAGAACUGGCAGAUCAACCUGUACAGCGGUGUCACUCACGGGUUCGCCGUUCGCGCGGAUCUCAGCAACAAGCACCACAAGUUCGCCAAGGAGCAGACGUUCUGUCAGGCCGUUAACUGGUUCAACCAGUACCUCUAGAUUAACGCCCGGCUGAUACCAAGGAUGUUUGUGUAUAUGGAUCGAGACAUGAAUAGAAUGUACAGGCAUA